Molecule: messenger RNA, 4075 nt
Organism: Cricetulus griseus (Chinese hamster)
Lineage: Eukaryota; Metazoa; Chordata; Mammalia; Rodentia; Cricetidae
Source: RefSeq, a predicted model, not a curated record
GCUUCUGGACUUUGAUUCAGAAUAUCAGGAGCUCUGGGAUUGGCUGAUUGACAUGGAGUCCCUGGUGAUGGACAGCCACGACCUGAUGAUGUCAGAGGAGCAGCAGCAGCAUCUUUACAAGCGGUACAGUGUGGAGAUGUCCAUCAGGCACCUAAAAAAGACAGAGCUGCUUAGCAAUGUUGAAGCACUGAGGAAAGGUGGCGUUUCACUACCAAACGAUCUCCUGGAAAAAGUGGAUUCAAUUAAUGAAAAAUGGGAACUGCUUGGGAAAACCCUAAGAGAGAAGAUACAGGACACAAUGGCAGGGCACAGCGGGUCGGGCCCACGUGACCUGCUGUCUCCUGAAAGCGGAAGCCUGGUAAGGCAGCUGGAGGUCAGGAUCAAAGAACUGAAAAGGUGGUUAAGAGAUACAGAGCUUCUCAUCUUCAAUUCCUGUCUGAGACAAGAGAAGGAAGGAAUGAGUACUGAGAAACAACUCCAGUACUUUAAGUCCCUCUGCCAUGAGAUCAAGCAGCGCCGUAGAGGGGUGGCCUCCAUUCUGCGGUUGUGCCAGCACCUUCUUGAUGACCGGGACACCUGCAAUCUGAAUGCGGACCACCAACCCAUGCAGCUGAUCAUUGUAAACCUUGAAAGAAGGUGGGAAGCCAUCGUCAUGCAAGCUGUCCAGUGGCAAACACGGCUACAAAAGAAGAUGGGAAAAGAAUCUGAGACUUUGAAUGUGAUCGAUCCUGGCUUGAUGGACCUAAAUGGAAUGAGUGAAGAUGCCUUAGAGUGGGAUGAAACAGAUAUAAGUAACAAGCUAAUUAGUCUGCAUGAAGAAUCUAAUGAUCUGGAUCAAGACCCAGAGUCUAUCAUACCCUCAGUGAAGCUUGAAGAGACACACCACCAGGAUCCUGGUUAUGAGGAGGAAGCAGGUGACUUUGGAGGGUCCCAGUAUACCUCAAGCAUCGAGGUACCUUCCAGCCCGCACAUUUACCAAGUGUACAGUCUUCACAACGUUACACUCCACAAGGACAGCCCCACUCCAUUUCUGAAAAGCAGUCCAAAGCUGACAGGCACAGCACAGCCUAGUGUUUUAACUAAGAGCCUCAGUAAGGAUUCUUCAUUUUCGUCUACAAAAUCGUUGCCAGAUCUUUUAGGGGGCUCCAGUUUGGUGAGGCCUUGCCCAUGUCACAGUGGAGACAUGAGCCAGAAUUCAAGCAGUGAGAGUGGAAUUGUCAGUGAAGGAGACAAUGAAAUGCCUACCAACUCUGAAAUGUGUUUGCUCAGUGUGGUAGAUGGAUCUCCAAGUAACCUUGAAACUGAACAUCUGGACCCACAAAUGGGAGGAGAUGCAGUCAACGUGUUAAAGCAAAAAUUUAAAGAUGAGGAGGAAUGCAAUAAGCUUCCAAAUACCUCUCAGUCAUCCAUCUCAUCAGUGGGUUGUGUAAAUGGAAAAGCUGGAGAUUUAAACAGUGUUCCCAAACAUACCACUGAUUGUGUAGGAGAAGAAUUACAAGGAAAACAUGAUGUGUUUACAUUUUAUGAUUACUCAUACCUCCAAGGCUCAAAACUCAAGUUACCAAUGAUAAUGAAACAGUCACAAAGUGACAAGGCACAUGUGGAUGAUCCCCUUCUUUGUGGCUUUUAUUUUGAUAAAAAAUCCUGCAAAUCUAAACAUCAGGCUUCAGAGUUACAAACAGAUGCGCUGCCCCAUGAAAGGGUUUUGGCAAGUGCACCCCAUGAAAUAGGUCGCAGCUCCUAUAAAAGUAGUGACAAAGAGAAGACACUCACAGGCAUUCAGAAUGCCCGACAGCUCUCCCUUUUAUCUCGUAGCUCAUCUAUAGAGUCCCUUUCUCCAGGGGGUGAUUUGUUUGGGUUAGGUAUCUUUAAAAAUGGCAGUGACAGCCUCCAGCGAAGUACUUCUUUGGAAAGUUGGUUGACAUCCUAUAAGAGCAAUGAAGAUCUUUUUAGCUGUCACAGCUCUGGGGACAUAAGUGUGAGCAGUGGCUCAGUGGGUGAGCUGAGCAAGAGGACAUUAGACCUCCUGAAUCGCCUGGAGAAUAUCCAGAGCCCCUCGGAGCAAAAGAUAAAGCGGAGUGUUUCUGAUGUCACUCUCCAAAGCAGCUCCCAAAAGAUGUCCUUUACUGGCCAGAUGUCAUUGGAUGUUGCAUCUUCUAUCAAUGAAGAUUCAGCAGCCUCUCUUACAGAACUGAGUAGCAGUGAUGAGCUCUCCCUUUGUUCGGAGGAUAUUGUGUUACACAAAAACAAGAUCCCAGAAUCCAAUGCAUCAUUCAGGAAGCGCCUGAAUCGCUCGGUGGCUGAUGAAAGUGACGUCAAUGUUAGUAUGAUUGUUAAUGUCUCUUGUACCUCUGCUUGCACUGAUGAUGAAGACGACAGUGACCUCCUGUCCAGCUCCACUCUCACCUUGACUGAAGAAGAGCUAUGCCUCAAAGAUGAGGACGACGACUCUAGUAUUGCAACAGAUGAUGAAAUUUAUGAAGAAAGCCACCUGAUAUCUGGGCUGGACUACAUAAAGAAUGAACUGCAGACUUGGAUAAGACCAAAAUUUUCCCUGACAAGAGAAAAGAAACGAUGUGGUGUCACUGAUGAAAUAAAGGGCAAUAAAGAUGGAGGUCGAAGUGAGAAGAUCAACUCCUCAGAUACCCUGAACAUUGAGGCCCUUCUUAAUGGCUCCAUCAAAUGUCUCUCUGAAAACAAUGGAAAUGGUAAGAAUUCACCCAGAACUCACGACUUGGGGACAGGAGGUGAAAACAAGAAAAAUACUUAUGAAGUCACUAAAGAUCCACAUGUGGCUGACAUGGAAAAUGGCAAUAUUGAGAGUAUUCCAGAAAGACAAAAGGAGAAGCUGAAUGGGAUUUCAGAAACAUCAGAGAACCCUGGUUUAAAUGUGAAAAAGAGUUCUGAAUCCAAGCAUAGUGAGUGUAAAGCAUUAACGGAUGCUUCAGAUGGUUCAAAUGUUGCUAGAAAGGAACUUGGUCCCCCAAAUGAUAGACAUCUUCCACAGAUAGGCCCAAAUCUCCACUAUUCUGAAAAUCAAAGUGCCCACUGCACACCUGUUGAGAACUCCUGCCCAGAACUGCUGUUAGAAACCAGAGAUGGAAGACAAGACAGUGAUGGACUAAAAUCUUUGUCUAAUGAUGUACCAAGUGGGGCUAGCAAAUCUGUGGGUUGCUGCCUACUCCAACAAAAUGAGACAGAGGAAAGUGCUUCUAUCAGCAACAGCACUUCCUGUUGCAACUGCCAGCCAGAUGUUUUCCAUCAAAAAGAUGCUGAAGACUGUUCAGUACAUGACUUUGUUAAGGAAAUCAUUGACAUGGCAUCAACAGCCCUGAAAAGUAAGUCACAACCUGAAAGUGAGGUAGCCGCUCCCACUUCAUUAACACAAAUUAAGGAGAAAGUGUUAGAACAUUCUCACCGGCCCAUGCACUUAAGAAAGGGGGACUUUUAUUCCUACUUAUCUCUUUCGUCCCAUGACAGUGAUUGUGGGGAGGUCACCAAUUACAUAGAUGAGAAGAGCAGCACCCCAUUGCCACCGGAAUCUGUGGACUUUAGCUUAGAUGACAAGGAAGACAUUGAAUGCUUCUUUGAAGCUUGUGUUGAAGAUGACCUUGUUGAUGAAAAAGCCUGUUUCUCCGGUGCCCUUCCAAAUGAACCAGCAGUUCCCGAUGAAGCUGCUAUGCCAACACAAGUGACAGCAAGCUCUCCUAUGGUUAAUGAUGCUGCUUCCUCACUGGAUGAGACAGACAUGAUAGCUCUUUCAGAACCUUCCCCUCAGAGAGGAGCUGACAAUAGAAAGGAAGUAGGUCAUGCGACCCAAACAUCCCAGGGCUGUGCAGAGAUCUCAGAGCUAACUACUCCUUCAGGACAGGCCAGUAAAGAUGGAAUCUCAAGAAACCAAGGUGAACCAGAAGAAAAUAACGCUGUUUCAGCCAAAUCAAAAAUUCAAGCUCGCCCACUGAAUGCUAAACAGCCAAAAGUCAAGGCUAUGCUGUAUCCCAGCCCGCAAACUUUAACCUGUAAAGAAACGCUUGUAAGCUUUCAUGAAGAUCGACAUAGAAACAUGCAUAGAUAG